GAAAAUUAAAUUUUAAUAAUCUUAUCUUCAGACAACAUCACGAGUAUUUAAUUAUAAGUAGAUAUAGAUUUGGCGGUUUAAUUGCUUUUUUAAAAAUUGCCUAUACGAAAAUGGAAACCGUAGAUCAAUUUAAAAAGAUGGCCAUAGAUAAACAAACACUUCUGAAAAACAGUCUAAAGAACUGUAAAUGGGUAAUAGACAAAGAUUCUAUCGAUAUUUUAAAAGAUCAAUUAAUAUUUUCUAUUUUUGGAGAUACAAAAUGCGUGUACAGUGAUGAAGAAAUUGAUCAUCUUAAACAAAUGGCAAACAAUAUAAUAAAACACAAAGCAGACAGUUGUGAAGAUCUUCAAGUUUCGGUGAUAUUUAAAUAUAUCAAAAUAAAAGAAGAAGCUAAGAAAUCUAACAAGAGUACACAAAAAAGUAAUGUUAAAAAACAAUCAAGUAAUAAUGGGGCGAAAGCAAAAAAGGUAAAAUCUGACCAUAAAGGAAAAAAUAUUGAGCAUAAAAAAUUAAGAGAUGACCAUACAAUAUUAAAAGAUGGUCAUUCGGAAGUAAACGAUGGUCAUUCAGAAGUAAAAUAUGACAACACAAAAGUAAAAGAUGACCAUGAAGAAGUAAAAGAUAGUCAUAUAGAAGUAAAAGAUGGUCAUUCAAAAGUAAAAGAUGGUCAUUCAGAAAUAAAAGAUGGUCAUUCGGGAGUUAAAAAUUCAGAAGUAAAGGAUGAUCAUUUAAAAUUAAAAGAAAAUCAUCCAGAAGUAAAAGAUGGUCAUUCAGAAAUAAAAGAUAACCAUUUAGAAGUAAAACAUGACAUUACAAAAAAAAAAGACAUACAUUCUGAUGGUCAUUCAGAAGUAAAAGAUGAUCAUUCAGAAGUAAAAGAUGGUCAUUCAGAAGUAAAAGAUGACCAUUUAAAAAUAAAUGUUGGUCAUUCAGAACUAAACGAUGGUCAUUCAGAAGUAAAAGAUGACCAUUCCGAAAUAAAAGAUGGCCAAUUAAUAAUAAAAGAUGAUCAUUCAGAAAUAAAAGAUGAUCAUACAGAAGUAAAAGAUGGUCAUUCAGAAGUAAAAGAUGAGUAUUUAGAAAUAAAAAAUGACCACACAAAUGUUCAAGAUGGUCAUUCAGAAGUAAAAUAUGACCACAAAAAAGUAAAAGAUGACCAUUCAGAAGUAACAGAUGUUCAUACAGAAGUAAAAGAUGACAAUACAGAAAUAAAAGAUGGUCAUUUGGAAGUUAAAAUUGGUCAUUCAGAAGUAAAGGAUGAUCAUUUAGAAUUAAAAGAUGACCAUUCAGAAGUAAAAAAUGACAUUAUAAAAAUAAACGAUAACCAUUCAGAUGGUAAUUCGGAAGUAAAAGAUGGUAAUUCAGAAGUAAAAGAAAACCAUUCUGAAAUAAAAGAUGGUCAUUCAGAAGUAAACGAUGGUCAUUCAGAAGUAAAAGAUGACCAUUCCGAAAAAAAAGAUGGUCAAUUAAUAAUAAAAGAUGAUCAUUCAGAAGUAAAAGAUGAUCAUACAGAAUUAAAAGAUGACCAUUCAGAAAUAAAAGAUGGUCAUUCAGAAGUAAAAGAUGAUUAUUUAGAAAUAAAAAAUGACCACAUAAAUGUUAAAGAUGGUCAUUCAGAAGUAAAAUACGACCACAAAAAAGUAAAAGAUGACCAUUCAGAAGUAACAGAUGGUCAUAACGAAGUAAAAGAUGGUCAUUCAGAAAUAAAAGAUGGUCAUUUGGAAGUUAAAAAUAGUCAUUCAGAAGUAAAAGAAGAUCAUUUAGAAUUAAAAGAUAGUCAUUCUGCAGUAAAAGAUGGUCAUUCAGAAGUAAAAGAUGACCAUUCAGAAGUAAAAAAUGACAUUAUAAAAAUAAAAGAUAACCAUUCAGAUGGUCAUUCGGGAGUAAAAGAUGGUAAUUCAGAAGUAAAAGAUAACCAUUCUGAAGUAAAAGAUGGUCAUUUAGAAGUGAAAAAUGAAAAUACAAAAGUAAAAGAUGGGUAUUUAAAAGUAAAAGAUGGUCGGUUAAAAGUAACUGAUCAUUCAAAAGUAAAAGUAGGACAUUCAAAAGUACAAAAUGGACAUUCAAAAGUAAAAAAUGCUCAUUCAAAAAAUAAAGCUUUUCUUGGUGGAAUAAAAGCUGAGCAAACAGACGCUAAAGAGAAUUAUACAGGAGUUUUAGUACCACUUUUUAGGUUUAAAAGGGCUUCAGAGAAUUAUUUUCAUUUUAUAGAUUACACUAAUGAAGUUUUUGAUUCAUGGAAUGAUGUUGAAAAUAAUAUUCAGAAAAGUAGGUAUGCGCUUAGCCUUCCCUUUAAUGGAGACUAUAAUAGUAAAGACGACUUUAUUUAUAUAACUGGAGACUGUUCACCUGAGAAAUAUCCUAAAUUUGAAUUGGAGAUAACACAUGACGACGAUCAAGAGUAUUCUUUUGAUGAACUACAAGCAAUUUUCGCACCCGAUGAGGAAGUUAAAGAUGCAAAAAAGGCCAAACAGAUAGUGAGAUUUUUUUUUAAUCGAAAUUCAAUAAAAUCUGCUGUUUUCGCAGAUGUUUUAAAAACUUUGAGAGCGAAUGUAAAACAAGAUAUUGUAUUUGAUAUAUUACACAAGGGGUACAAGAACGUCUCUGGUAAAGUUAGAGAACAUCUUGGUCAAGCAUACUUUUUAAAGGACUUUGUUACUAUUUUACAAUCCAGUAAAUUCUUUACCGAAAUAAAACUUACAAGUGAUUCGCUAUUAGAGUUACCAAAUGGACUAAAACUUGAAGCGAAAGCGUUUGUGCAACUUGAAGAAAAAGAAAAGGAAUUGAUUUCUCUCAAAUCUGCAAAUGGUUAUACAUAUCAAACUACUCUUGGAUAUUAUAAAUUUAUUUUAGACACGGAACAAAAAACAUCAGAAGAUAAAAUCUGUCAAUUGCUAGAAAUUGAAGACCUGACUCAGUUUAAAUUAAACAACAUACAAAUCUUACUAAAAUUAAAGCCACAUGAAAUCAUAAGAUUUCGUGAAAUUCUGGAAGGUAGAUGCAGUAAAUGCACCUCUCUUUAUAUUGAACUUUGGAUGGCGUUCGGUCGUAAGUUAAGCAUAGACUGUUUUAAUCAACUAUGUGCUGUGUUGGAAUAUACUGCUAUCCUAUUGAAUAAACAAGUAAAACUUAUUGACGACCCUGAUGGUGAAGAAGAUAUAAAUGCUAAAUAUAAAAAAGCCUAUGAUAAAAUUUUAAAUGAAAUAGAUGACGUUUGUUCAAAGUUCAGAGAAUCGUGCGCAAAAUUUGAACGUGUCAGUAAAAAUCACAAAUUUCAGUUCGGUGACCCAAUGCUUGCAGCUUAUCAUUUCGAAAAGCACUCUAAAGAUUACAAGGGAGAUGAUCUUACAGAAGAAAGAUAUUUAGCGAUAGCACAAGAAAUAUUCUCACGAAAAGAUAUAGAAUUCACGUGGUCACAAAAUGGUACUGUAAGAAGAUAUCAGACAUUUGAUUUGACCCACAAUGCUACUGCUAUUCGAUACGACGACAUUAUAGCAACUCUCAUUUUUAGAAACAUUUUAAAACCCAAGCCUAAACUAUGAUGGAAUCCUACUUUCUAUAUAAACUCAUCUUAAAAUGCAUUGCUUUUAAACGAGAAAAAAAAGAACGUUUCUGCUGAAGGGUUACUGUGAUAUUUGACCAUCGCCCAGCGAUUCAUAAAGCUGUGACUAACGAUUAAACCCUGGCGAAGUGCGUAUGCUGGUUUUGAUAAGCAUGCCAUCCUAGUCACGGUAGGCUGUGAAGAGUGGAAGGGGGUGUGUUUAUCUCUUCCUAUUAUUCCAUUAGUAGCCCUUGACCUUUCUGCCGACUGUCUAUUGUCUGUAUAACUUUGCAUAUAAGCAUUCCUUACAGAAAGCUAACUAAAAUGAAGUCUUUGAUUUAAUCAUUAAUGCAUG
Physella acuta is the source of this 3896-nucleotide messenger RNA. RefSeq names its product repetitive organellar protein. NCBI's taxonomy places the organism in Eukaryota, Metazoa, Mollusca, Gastropoda, Physidae. The record is from RefSeq and is a predicted model, not a curated record.